CACUGGUCCUCGCCGCGCCACCGCGCCAUUUUGCCGGGGUUUGAAUGUGAGGCGGUGCCGCAGCUGGAGCGGCAGAGCUGGGUACUGUGUAAAGCCGGGCAUCCUCUUCUCCUUUCUCGUAUUCCUAAGAGGUUCUGCCACAAUGGAACUAAGUGAUGCAAAUUUGCAAACACUAACCGAGUAUUUAAAGAAAACUCUUGAUCCUGAUCCUGCUAUCAGACGUCCAGCUGAGAAAUUUCUCGAGUCUGUUGAAGGAAAUCAGAAUUACCCAUUGUUGCUUUUAACAUUGCUGGAGAAGUGUCAAGAUAAUGUCAUCAAAGUGUGUGCCUCAGUAACAUUCAAGAACUAUAUCAAGAGGAACUGGAGAAUUAUUGAAGAUGAACCAAACAAAAUCUGUGAAGCAGAUCGGAUAGCCAUUAAAGCCAAUAUAGUGCACUUGAUGCUUAGCAGUCCUGAACAGAUUCAGAAACAGUUGAGUGAUGCAAUUAGCAUCAUUGGUCGAGAAGAUUUUCCUCAGAAAUGGCCUGACUUACUGACAGAAAUGGUGAAUCGAUUUCAGAGUGGAGACUUCCAUGUUAUCAAUGGAGUUCUUCGCACAGCACACUCAUUAUUUAAAAGGUAUCGCCAUGAGUUUAAGUCAAAUGAGUUAUGGACUGAAAUUAAACUUGUUUUGGAUGCUUUUGCAUUACCCUUGACAAAUCUUUUCAAGGCUACUAUCGAGCUGUGCAGCACCCAUGCAAAUGAUGCAUCUGCUCUGAAAGUCCUUUUUUCCUCUUUAAUUUUGAUUGCAAAAUUAUUCUACAGUUUAAACUUUCAGGAUCUGCCAGAAUUUUUUGAAGAUAACAUGGAAACAUGGAUGAAUAAUUUCCAUAAUCUCUUAACUUUAGAUAAUAAGCUGCUACAAACUGAUGAUGAAGAGGAAGCGGGUUUAUUGGAGUUGUUAAAAUCUCAGAUUUGUGAUAAUGCUGCACUCUAUGCCCAAAAAUAUGAUGAAGAAUUCCAGCCAUACCUGCCUCGAUUUGUCACAGCAAUCUGGAAUUUAUUAGUAACAACAGGCCAAGAGGUCAAAUAUGAUUUGUUGGUAAGUAAUGCAAUUCAAUUUCUGGCUUCAGUUUGUGAGAGACCUCAUUAUAAGAAUCUCUUUGAAGAUCAGAAUACACUUACAAGUAUCUGCGAAAAAGUUAUUGUCCCAAACAUGGAAUUUAGAGCUGCUGAUGAGGAGGCCUUUGAAGAUAAUUCUGAAGAAUACAUAAGGAGGGAUUUGGAAGGAUCUGAUAUUGACACCAGACGCAGGGCUGCUUGUGAUUUAGUAAGAGGACUAUGCAAGUUUUUUGAAGGACCUGUGACAGGAAUCUUCUCUGGUUAUGUCAAUUCCAUGCUGCAGGAAUAUGCCAAGAACCCAUCUGUGAACUGGAAACACAAAGAUGCAGCAAUUUAUUUAGUAACCUCAUUAGCUUCGAAAGCUCAAACACAAAGACAUGGAAUUACACAAGCAAAUGAACUUGUAAAUCUUACUGAGUUUUUUGUGAAUCACAUUCAACCUGAUUUGAAAUCAGCCAAUGUGAAUGAAUUUCCUGUACUUAAAGCUGAUGGUAUCAAAUAUAUCAUGAUUUUCAGGAAUCAGGUACCUAAGGAGCAGCUUUUGGCUUCUAUUCCUCUUUUGAUCAAUCAUCUUCAAGCAGAAAGUAUUGUGGUUCAUACAUAUGCAGCUCAUGCUCUUGAAAGACUGUUUACCAUGAAAGGAUCUAAUAAUACUAUACUUAUUACAGCUGCAGAAAUUGCACCCUUUGUAGAGAUUCUACUAACAAAUCUUUUCAAGGCGCUCACACUUCCUGGCUCUUCUGAAAAUGAGUAUAUAAUGAAAGCUAUCAUGAGAAGCUUUUCUCUCCUGCAAGAAGCCAUAAUUCCAUAUAUCCCCACUCUCAUCACACAGCUUACACAGAAGCUGUUAGCUGUUAGUAAGAACCCAAGCAAACCUCAUUUUAAUCAUUACAUGUUUGAGGCAAUAUGCUUAUCCAUAAGGAUAACUUGCAAAGCCAACCCUGCUGCUGUUGUCAACUUUGAAGAAGCUUUGUUUAUGGUAUUUACAGAAAUUCUGCAAAAUGAUGUACAAGAGUUUAUUCCCUAUGUGUUUCAAGUGAUGUCUUUGCUUCUGGAAACACACAAAAAUGGCAUUCCAUCUUCCUAUAUGGCCUUGUUUCCUCACCUCCUCCAGCCAGUUCUAUGGGAAAGAGCAGGAAACAUUCCUCCUCUGGUGAGGCUCCUCCAGGCAUUUUUGGAGAAAGGUUCAAAUACAAUAGCAAGUGCUGCCGCAGAUAAAAUUCCUGGAUUACUAGGUGUUUUCCAGAAGCUUAUUGCUUCUAAAGCAAAUGAUCACCAAGGUUUCUUUCUUCUUAACAGUAUUAUUGAGCACAUGCCUCCGGAGUCAGUUGACCAGUACAGAAAGCAAAUCUUCAUUCUACUGUUCCAAAGACUUCAGAAUUCCAAAACAACCAAAUUUAUCAAGAGUUUCUUAGUUUUUAUUAACUUAUAUUGCAUAAAAUAUGGGGCACUAGCACUUCAAGAGAUAUUUGACAGCAUACAACCAAAAAUGUUUGGAAUGGUUUUGGAGAAAAUUAUUAUUCCUGAAAUACAGAAAGUUUCUGGACAAGUAGAGAAGAAGAUCUGUGCCGUUGGCAUAACUAAAUUACUAACAGAAUGUCCUCCAAUGAUGGACACUGAGUACACAAAGCUUUGGACACCUUUAUUGCAGUCGCUGAUUGGGCUUUUUGAAUUACCUGAGGAUGACACAAUCCCCGAUGAAGAACAUUUUAUUGAUAUAGAAGAUACACCAGGAUACCAGACUGCUUUCUCUCAGCUUGCAUUUGCUGGCAAAAAAGAGCAUGAUCCUGUAGGUCAAUUGGUGAAUAAUCCCAAAAUCCACCUGGCACAGUCUCUUCAUAAAUUGUCUACCGCAUGUCCAGGAAGGGUUCCUUCAAUGGUGAGCACUAGUCUGAAUGCAGAAGCAUUGCAGUAUCUCCAAGGAUAUCUCCAAGCAGCAAGUGUAACACUACUCUGAACUUCAUUUAUUUGAUGGGCAAAAAAUUUAAUAGAGCUUUCCUAUAAAAGGAUAUUGACUUGUAAGCAGAGCUUCGAUAAACCGAUGCAAGCAUCUCCUUUUGGAAAUUAUCACAGAAUCCAUCUUGUAAAAGAUAUUAAAUGUUACUUAAAGCAGACCUUGAGCAAAGUAGGUGGUUUAUGUGAUCAUAGGUAAUGGAGGCGGGUAUCUUUUUCCAUUCCCAAUUUGCAGCUUUCAGAAGGAAUAUUAGUAGCAGUUCAUUUUUUUGGAUUGAUUUUGGGAUCCACGUUUGCUGUGGUUGAAAGUAAUCUUUUCACUUUUCUGGAAAGCAUUGCUGUUGAGACUCAUUCUAUCACUAAAUUGCCUUUCCCUUUUGGAUGCUUUUGUCAUUUUGUAUUUUAUUUCCGUGUCUUUCCUUUAGCUUUUUGAUUUAAAAUGUGGAUAAAUGCAGGAUUGCUUGUGUCAAUUCAAUUACCAGGCCUUGCACAGUGAAUGGUUUUAAUUGUGUAGUCAGCAAUAAAGUAAACUCUAAGGUCUGUAUUAUAGAAUAGCUGAAGGAUAGGUUUACUAAUGGCUUGGGGGGGGCGGUUCAUAACCAUGGUCUUUUGGGGCAUCCAUUAUUAGGUCACUGACUGUCUUAUCACCUCUUCUCCUUUCUUAAAGGAAGGGAAAUGACAGUCUAUACAUAGUGAAAAACAAUGAAGUUAAUUUCCUACAGUUCUUGUACCUUUGCCCCAGUGACACUAAUGAAAAGGGUUUCUAUUACUUUGUUGGAAUGAUUUCUUUUCCUCAGCUUCAAUGUUUGCAAAUCGGGCUAAUACUUUUAUACCCUAACCUCACAAGGACAUUGUGAGAGAUCCAUGUUUGCUUUGAAUGUUUCCUUCUAUGCCCUAAGUGGCUUUUUCUUUUAUAUUCAUUUUUAGGAAUGAAGUCAGUUUAGGGUUGUGGGCUUUUUCUGCCUUGUGUUAAUUAUUAGAUCAUUGGCAUAACUUGAUUUUUAGGGGCUUAGCUUUUACUCCAAUAUAAUUGUCUGGAGUCAAUAUAAUCUUGCCCCCUCCUUCAGGUCCUCAUUUUGGCAAUUGUUCUUUAUAACUUGGCUCAGGAUUUGAUUUUUAUGGAUGUGCCCAGCUGAGCUCUUAGAUUUGAAAGAAGAUAUCGACAGCAGUGCUAAAAGUGAGCCAGGCAUCAGUCUUUCUGAGCUUGACCACGAAUGUGUCCUAUGGCUUCCAUUAAGGGAACAAUACUUUAAAAAGUUUCAACACUUGCCCUGUGGUUCUUUUAAUCAAAUUAUGUUUGGAAUUUAUGCAAAAAUUUUAUAUGCAGAGUACAUAAAACUAACCUGAAUACUGAGUUUUUAGUGAAAAUUAUUCAAGGAUAUGUCUUAACCUGCCUAAAAUCUCAGCACAUGACUUGUAAAUGCUUACUACUGCUCUUAAUGUUUUGUUUUUAUAGUUUUGGAUAAGACAUUUAAAGCAACCUAAGUGUGUUUGCACCUGGUCUAAUAAGAAUGCUUCUGGAUUUGUCAUCUUCCAUUGAUUAAACAAGUAGACAUCUGA
Molecule: messenger RNA, 4614 nt
Organism: Monodelphis domestica (gray short-tailed opossum)
Lineage: Eukaryota; Metazoa; Chordata; Mammalia; Didelphimorphia; Didelphidae
Gene: CSE1L
Product: chromosome segregation 1 like
Biological process (GO): protein export from nucleus; protein import into nucleus
Cellular component (GO): nuclear envelope; cytosol
Molecular function (GO): small GTPase binding; nuclear export signal receptor activity
Source: RefSeq, a predicted model, not a curated record